This is a messenger RNA of Closterium sp. NIES-65, 3015 nucleotides long. The record is from the annotation of a GenBank genome assembly. NCBI's taxonomy places the organism in Eukaryota, Viridiplantae, Streptophyta, Zygnematophyceae, Desmidiales, Closteriaceae.
AUGAUGGCAACAGGGCCCCAUGGUAAACUAGAUGAAUACUUGCCGGUGGUUGACCUUCUGCUGAACGUGAGGAAGGUGCUGGCGGAGGUGGGGGGUGAAAGGAUCGAGGCGAUAAUUGCAGCAGGGCCACACGGCAAGCUAGAUGAGUACCUGCCAGUGGUUGACCUGCUGCUGAACGUCAGAAAGGAGCUGGCGGAGAUUGAGGCGAUGAUUGCAGCAGGGCCCCAUGGGAAACUAGACGAGUACCUCCCAGUGGUUGAUCUGCUGCUGAACGUGCGGAAGGUGCUGGCGGAGGUGGGGGAGAAGGAGUCGGGGCGCCGGGCGGACAUGCUGCUGCGGACUGCCAUGGAGGACUUGGACUACGAACUAAGAGACAUUCUUAAGCGGCGCAGCAAGCAGGCUUCUGCCCGCUUCAGUGUAGACGAGCUCAAGAGGCUGUUCCAGGCGGAGUUCCUGCAUGUGCUUCCUUAUCCCUCACCCUCCCCCACCCACAUGCAGGCUGUUCCAGUUUCUGCAUGUGCUUCCUUUUCCCUCACCCUCCCCCACCCACCCCCUGUGCCCGCAUCCGCGCGUUUUUCAGUGGACGAGCUCAAGAGGUUAUUCCAGGCGGAGUUUGUGCACGUCUUUGCCCCUCCUCACCUCACCCCCCCCCUCUCUCCCCCUUUCUUCCCUGCCCUUCCCCCCAGCAAGCAAGCGUCCGCCCGCUUCAGUGUAGACGAGCUGAAGAGGCUGUUCCAGGCGGAGUUCCUGCACGUGGGGAGUGGGGAUUCCGCAGGGGAGGAAGGGGAGGAGAAGGGGGAGGGGCGGGAGGGGCGGGGGGGCAGAGAGGGGAGAGGAGGGGCGGAUGGGGAGGAUGAGGGACUUUUGAGUCCAGGGGAAAGGGGGGAGGCGAGGGGCGAGGGAAGGGGGGGGAGGAGGGAGGGGAGAAAAGAAGGGGACUUGGAAGGGGACGAGAAGGCUGGUGGGGAAGGUGAGGAGGAGGAGGGGAGGAGGAAGGAGAGGAGGAAGGUUCCUGAGCUGUUUCCUGUGAGCACGGGGCGGUGGUUGAAUGAGGCGGCUGGGAGGAUGGUGCAAGGAGGGGCGGGAGGAAAGUGCGUGGAAGCUUACAGGUCUGUGCGCGUGGAGGCAGUUAAAGCCCUGAUGGAUGAACUGAGGCUGGAGGAUGUGCUGAGUCCCGGGGUGAUUCAUGAAGCGUCGUGGAGAGUGCUUGAGCAGGCUUCCAAGGAGUGGGUGCAGGCGGCUUAUAUCAUUGGGGCGUUGAUAAUCCCCAUGGAGCAUCAGACGGCCAACGAGGCUUGGAGGGGCAUGGAUGGAUGGACACACAGAGGCAGGAGGUGCAAACAUUAUGGAGCGUUGAUAAUCCCCAUGGAGCACCAGACGGCCAACGAGGCUUGGAAGGGCAUGGACACUCAGAGGCGUGCCGCCCUAAGGAGCGUGCUGGAGGACGGCGGCGUCGGGCGGCGGGUUUUGUUUCUAGCGGACGUGCUGAGGGCGAUCGUAUCACGGCGGAUGGCAGAGCAGCUGUUUUCAUUGCUGGAUGCAUAUCAAGUGGUGCAAGAGAUCAUGCCGGAGCUCGCUGCCACAUUUCAGGACCUCAAGGUCAGCAAUGUGUGGGGGGCGUGUGAGGGCCUGCCGCUGCUGCUGGGGCGAGCAGUGGCAGCAUGCUUCCAGCGCCUCAAGCUCUUACUGGAGGACUCUGCUGCUUCUAAUCUCGCUGAUGCUAUGCGGAAACCCGUUCCCGCCAAGAAAGCAGCCCUGAGCUUUCUCACGCGCAGUGCCACCAGCAACAGCAGCACGGCGGUGGCACCAGACGAGUCGGUUUAUGAGAUUGUGCCGCGAGGGGGCGCUGUGGAUUCGAUCACGAGCUAUGUUGCGAAUUACAUCCGCAGCUACAUGCAACGGCAAGGAAGGAGAAGCUACGUGGAUUCCCUCACAUCUCUCUUCUCUCUUCUUGAGGCUCAUCCAGACGAAGACCCCAGCUCCCUCACAGCAGAUUUUGCCCUCCUCUCUCUCCCCGCCUCCUCCUCCCUCUCCCCUCUCGCCUCCUCCAAUCCGAUCGCUGCUGCUGCCGCCGCCGCCACCAUGAACGCCACGUCAGCAUCUGCCAUGUCAGCAAACGGGAGGGCGCCAGGUGUCGGGAGGAGCCUGGAGAGCGAGACAGCUCAGCUGGUGAUGGCUCUAAGGAGGAACCUAGAGAUUAGAGCAAGGCUCUACCCAGAAGAGGAGUUACAGCAGCUAUUCCUGAUGAACAACCUCAACUAUCUCGUCAAGUCCAUGAACGACUGGCACGGGUGGCACGCACAGGGCAUUGAAAAGAACUUGUCUGCUGUGAGAAGAGUCAUGGUGGCUCGGAGAGGUAUGUCUGCAGAUUCGGGUGCAGAGCGGUUCAGAGUGGUAGCACAUACAGACCGAGUGGUGAUGGAGAAGAGGGUGGCUUCAGCAUUCUUCCCUCUCCUGUGUGGUAUCACACCCGUUCCCUCUUCUCCCACCGGGGAGGGCGCCAAGGAUCUCAUGGUAGUGCUAGCAGACCUGGAUGACGACUGGGUAGUGGUAGAGGAGGGCGCCAAGGAUCUCAUGGUGGCACUGGCAGACCUGCAUGAUGACCGUGUGGUGGAGAGUGGUGCAGAGCAGUGCAGACCUGUUCAGUCUCCCUUCCUCUCCCCUCACCCACCAGGGAGGGCGCCAAGGAUCUCAUGCAGACUUCUUCCCUCUCACUCCCGUGAAGCCCCCAUCGAGGAGGGCGCCAAGGAUCUCAUGGUGGCGCUAGCAGACCUGCAUGACGACCGAGUGGUGGUAGAGUGCGGUACAGACUGGUGCAGCCUUCAUACCUCUUGUUUCCUUGCGUUUCCCUCCUUUCAACCACCAGGGAGGGUGCCAAUGACCUCAUGGUGGCUGGCGCUGGCAGACCUGCAUGACGACCGUGUGGUGAUGGAGGAUAUUGCAGAGCAGUGUGGAUUCGUUCACCUCCCUCCCUCUCCCCCUCUCUCCUUCACCCACCAGGGAGGGCGCCAAUGA